Molecule: messenger RNA, 1245 nt
Organism: Seriola dumerili (greater amberjack)
Lineage: Eukaryota; Metazoa; Chordata; Actinopteri; Carangiformes; Carangidae
Gene: crhr2
Product: corticotropin-releasing factor receptor 2
Exons: 12
Coding region: 1-1245 (414 amino acids)
Biological process (GO): cell surface receptor signaling pathway; long-term synaptic potentiation; adenylate cyclase-modulating G protein-coupled receptor signaling pathway
Cellular component (GO): dendrite; axon terminus; plasma membrane
Molecular function (GO): G protein-coupled peptide receptor activity; peptide hormone binding; corticotropin-releasing hormone receptor activity
Source: RefSeq, a predicted model, not a curated record
AUGGACGCUACCAUUUAUCAGAUCAUACUUGGAGAGCUCGGGGACCUAAACUGUAGUUUGAUUGAUGCUUUCCAAGACACUUUUUUGGAAAACGCUUCAUUGUCUUUCCUGAGCACUGAUGGUUUAUAUUGUAAUGCCACAACCGAUGAGAUUGGAACCUGCUGGCCACGGAGCAGCACCGGGAGGAUUGUAGAGAGACCGUGCCCUGAGUACAUCAAUGGGGUGAAGUACAACACAACCAGGAGUGCUUACAGAGAGUGCAUGGAAAAUGGGACGUGGGCGUUGAAGAGCAAUUACUCCAAUUGUGAACCCAUUUUGGAGGAGAAGAGAAAAUAUCCAAUGCAUUAUAAAAUAGCGCUGAUCAUCAACUACCUAGGCCACUGUAUCUCUGUGGGAGCUCUAGUGGUGGCCUUCAUUCUCUUCUUGUGCUUAAGGAGCAUACGAUGUCUUCGAAACAUCAUCCACUGGAAUUUGAUCACCACCUUCAUACUGAGGAAUGUCAUGUGGUUUUUGCUUCAGCUGAUUGACCACAAUAUUCAUGAGAGCAACGAGCCUUGGUGUCGAUUAAUUACGACGAUAUACAACUACUUUGUGGUGACAAACUUUUUUUGGAUGUUUGUUGAGGGGUGUUACCUUCACACAGCCAUUGUAAUGACUUAUUCAACCGAUAAGCUCAGAAAGUGGGUCUUCCUUUUCAUCGGAUGGUGUAUUCCAUUCCCUAUAAUUGUUGCCUGGGCCAUCGGAAAGUUGUAUUAUGAAAAUGAACAAUGUUGGUUCGGUAAAGAACCUGGAAAAUAUAUGGACUACAUUUACCAGGGGCCAGUUAUUCUUGUCCUUCUGAUAAACUUUGUGUUCCUCUUCAAUAUAGUACGAAUUCUUAUGACCAAACUAAGAGCUUCAACUACAUCUGAAACAAUACAAUACAGAAAAGCCGUGAAAGCAACACUAGUCUUGCUACCUCUGCUGGGCAUCACCUACAUGCUCUUCUUUGUGAAUCCCGGAGAGGACGACAUCUCACAAAUCGUUUUCAUCUAUUUCAACUCCUUUUUACAGUCCUUCCAGGGGUUCUUUGUGUCAGUGUUUUACUGCUUUCUAAAUGGAGAGGUACGGUCUGCAGUACGGAAGCGGUGGCAUCGCUGGCAGGACAACCACGCGCUUCGAGUGCGAGUGGCACGAGCCAUGUCCAUCCCCACAUCUCCAACCAGGAUCAGCUUCCACAGCAUCAAACAGACCACAGCCGUGUGA